GGGCUCUGAGCCAAUGAGAAUCGAGCUUGUUUAAAAGUCUAGCGAUUCAGACCAACUAUAAAACAGGGGGGAACUACUUUUAUUCGGCUUUUAUUUGAAUACAGUAGUUAUUUUUCUAACUAACUACGCACAGAUUUACCCUAAAGUUAAUAAAUAUACAGACUAAACACAUUUCUGGAGUGUAUAUUUGAUAAUUUUGUGUUUUAAACUGUUUUCACCCCUCCACCACAUGGUCCGCUCCGUGUCAGAGUUGAGUCUGUCAUGUCUCUUUGUUGUCGCUUUGAGCUGCGGAAAUAAAUGGAAGAUUAAACUCAUUUUAGUCGUAAAUCCGCUGCGUUUUCGCCCUCCACCUGCAGGAUCCAUCAAACACAGCAGUUCCACGCUCUGCAGGCUCAAUACUCCGGAUACCACCAGCACUACACCUACCCCCCAACAGAGGGCACUAUUGCCGGUGCUCAGAGCCCCAUGGAGCAGAUGCAGCCUCCUCCUCUUCCUCCACAGAACCAACAGAACCCACCACCUCAGGACCAGCAGGGACCAGCAGAGCUUGGCAAACCUCCACCGAAGAAGCGCGGCCGCCCGGCUCAGCCCAAAGAGCCCAAAGAGCCCAAACCUCCAAAAGCUCCCAAACCCCCAAAGGCUCCGAAGGCUCCGAAGGCUCCUAAAGAUCCAAAUGCUCCCAAAGCCAAACCAGGACCCAAACCCAAAAAGGCCAAGCCCACAGAGGAGGCCGGACAAGAGGGGAAUCCUGAGGAAGAGAGCCCCAAGAAGGUGAAAAGGAAAGUGGACCGCUUUAAAGGCAUGUCCGAAGAGGAGGUGAUGAAGAAGACUCUGCCCGACCUGCUCGAUUACAACCUGGACUAUGUUAUUAUCGGCAUAAACCCAGGGCUCAUGGCUGCUUACAUCGGGCGCUGGUUUCCUGGACCUGGAAAUCACUUCUGGAAGUGUCUGUUCCUGUCGGGCUUCACAGAGGAGCAGCUGAACCACAUGCACGACACAGUUCUGCCUCAGAAAUACAAGAUGGGCUUCACAAAUAUGGUGGCCAGAGCUACACCAGGCAGCAAAGACCUCAGCAGUAAAGAGUUGCGGGAAGGAGGCAAAAUCCUGGUGGAGAAACUGAAGAAGUUUAAGCCUCUGAUCGCUGUCUUCAACGGGAAAUGUAUCUACGAGAUGUUUUGUCGGGAACUUUUUGGGAAAAAACCCAAAACUCUGGAGUUUGGACUUCAGCCACACAAAAUCCCUGAGUGUGAUGUGGCGCUAUACCUGAUGCCAUCCUCCAGUGCGCGCUGUGCCCAGUUCCCCAGGGCACAGGAUAAGGUCCAUUUCUACAUAAAACUGCGUGAGCUCAGGGACAAACUGAAGGGGGAGCUGAAGAGCAGGGAUGUGGAGGAAGUGCAGUACUCGUUCAACCUGCAGCUCGCCAAAGAGGACGCUAAGCGAAUGGCUAUUAAAGAGGAGCAGUAUGAUCCUGGAUACGAGGAUGCAUAUGGAGGAGCCUACACUGAGAGGGGAGGAGAGGGAGGAGGAGAGGAGGGGAAGAGCAACGGACACUGUACCUUUAGCAACAAUAAUACAGAGCCAUCGUCUGCCUCAUCGUCUCAACCGCCUGCAGCUGUGCUGUCUCCAGAUGGACAGUGGAUGAACCAGACCUUCACUGACCAGAUCCCCCAUAUCAGUGCACCACCAGGGGGUACUGUGUGACCCCCCCACAUCAGUGCUCCAGCCAUAGACUGUAUAUAUAAAUGGACAUACCUAAUGCGCAGUGUUCCAAAUAGGAAGUGAGCAUUGGCAUGCGGUAAGGGGCAUUAUCUUCAAUAGCCUUGGUCUGGAUUGACUCAGAAAGCCAAAUAUGGGUCUUGGCUUCAACACAACUAGCCCUAUAACAGCCAGCCUCGAUGAGCUUCAUUUUCCUGGAACCAAACACUUUGGGUGACAUCAUAUUCACUUAGUCCACUUCAUUAUACGGUCUAUGGCUCCAGCAGGGGGUGCUGUGUGACCUGCUGGGAGGCUAAUGUGAGGCCAUCGCUCACCACCCGAGAGUGCUGCAUCAGGACUAAACCUCAGACGCAGGGACAGACCUGGCUCACACUGGACACUGUUACAGACGGCAUUUUAUUUUUCAUCAUUAUCAUUAUGCUAACUGAUAAAGUCCACAGUGGCUUUAUUGCAUAUUUUAUAAUACUAUGAUAUAGUAAGCAAGUGUAGGUGAUACUGACAAAUGAAAUCUUCAGAAAACAAUCAUCUAACUCUGCUAAAAUGUGCCUGUAAAUGUCCUGAUAAAAAUGUAGAUAAAAGUAUUAAUAUCUACCAUCUAACUAUUAUUAUUAACUCUCCAGGAAGAAUAGCUGAUAGCUAAUGGAGGUCUAAUUGCUAAUGGAGGUAAAUUAAAUACAUCAAAUUGCCAAAUUUUGUCAAACAACUAUUGAUCCACAGACUAAAUUACUUGGACCCAGUAGCUCACGCAUGAAUCUAAGAACAAAGAGCUACUUAAAUAUAUAAAUAUAUUGUAGACAAGAUAUAGUUUACCUCUGACCACAAGAUCUAGUUUGUUUUGCCUUCAAACAUAAAGUCUAUAUCAGGACUAAUCUAAACCUUUACUUUUGCCUAAACACUCAUUUUAAUCCUGUUACUCAGAACUGAACACCAUUUAAACCUUUAACCACUGAAAUCAUGGUUUGACCUUAUACCUCCACAGCCCUGUCCUCAGUGUGAACCAGGCCAUAGUUUCUUUUAUUGUUUUUAGCUAAAUAAUGAAUUGUAGUUUUAGUGAAUGCAGAUGACGUUUCUGCUUAUUUUUUAUUUUAAACUGUGUAUUCUUCACAGUGAAACAUUUUAUUGUGAAUCUACUGCACAGACAGUAGAGAUGGUGCUACAAACUCAAGGUUUAUGUCUGUUUUUAAUAAAUAAUAAUGUAGGAAACUGUUAGAAUCAUGUUUAAAUGUGUUUAAAGUUUAUGAACAAUGUCACAUUAAAAUGCUUUUCUACAA
This is a messenger RNA of Boleophthalmus pectinirostris (great blue-spotted mudskipper), 2987 nucleotides long. Its product is annotated as G/T mismatch-specific thymine DNA glycosylase-like. Gene Ontology annotation, molecular function: mismatch base pair DNA N-glycosylase activity. The transcript has 10 exons. Gene Ontology annotation, cellular component: nucleus. Lineage: Eukaryota; Metazoa; Chordata; Actinopteri; Gobiiformes; Gobiidae. The record is from RefSeq and is a predicted model, not a curated record. Bases 466 to 1701 code for a protein of 411 amino acids. Gene Ontology annotation, biological process: base-excision repair, AP site formation.